This is a messenger RNA of Peromyscus maniculatus bairdii (prairie deer mouse), 573 nucleotides long. RefSeq names its product ribonuclease A family member 9 (inactive) (gene Rnase9). The record is from RefSeq and is a predicted model, not a curated record. Gene Ontology annotation, molecular function: nucleic acid binding. Gene Ontology annotation, biological process: defense response to Gram-positive bacterium. NCBI's taxonomy places the organism in Eukaryota, Metazoa, Chordata, Mammalia, Rodentia, Cricetidae.
AUGAAGUCUCUGGUCACCAAGUACCCAUGGGUGUUGACGCUGCUGCUGCUGCUGCUGCCGCCACUCAAGCUGCGAGGGGAGUACUGGGCUUACAGGGAAUAUGAAAUGAUGCCUGUGUUAGGUGACUACCUAAGGGAACUCCAUAGCACAGGGCCUACCAAACCACCUACCAAAGAAAGAAUCAUAGAAAAGAUCAUUGCUGAUCCCGAGCGACCUUUGGUUGACGAUGAUUACUGCGACACUGAACUCGUGUUUAAAAAUAUUCACGAUAAGCUUCUCUGUUAUUCGGAGUACUACCUUGUAUCUGCGACCUAUCAAGACCUACAGAAGGCCUGCUAUGGCAAACAAGUGAAAUGUAAGAAAGGGGCUUCAUUUUGCAGAAGAAGCACGGAAUUAAUGAAAGGAGUGAGGUGUGCAUUAGUGAGCGGAGAGAGGAUAUCAGAGUGCCUGUACGAAAGCAUCUUCCUGACAGGUUACCCGGUUGUCACUUGUCAAUGGGACGAUGAAACCCAAGAAUUUAUCCCUAACCGUGUACUUGAUAUAGUGAUACCUAGGAGCAAGAAAGUAUCAUAG